AUGCAACUCGCCCAGACCAUCGUCGCCGCCCUGCUGGCCGCCUGUUCCGUGACCGCGGCCGCGGCCCCGGCUCCCCGCGCCUCGACGGUCAAGUCCAUGGCGGCGGCGGACAAGCCACUGACCAUCGAGUCGGUGCGCCGCGUGUGCAACAAGCCCGACACCGAGUGCAAGUGGACAUUCAAGAUCAACACCGACGUCGACUGCCAGGAGGCCUGCAAGACGAGGACCCCCGUCUACUUUGUCGUGCGCGCGUCCGGCGGCAAGCCCGCCACCCAGAGCAACGGCGCCGCCCAGACGUUUGGCAACUACACCAUCACCUCGGGCUGGAGCGGCCAGUUCGGCCCCGGCAAGGGCUUCACCACCUUUGCCGUCGUCGACAACAAGCGGCGCCUCAUUGCCUACCCUGCCUACACGGACGAGGAGGUCGACGAGGCCAAGCUCGUCAAGCCCGACCGGGCCUUUCCUCUCCAGCAGCUCCCCUAA
Metarhizium album ARSEF 1941 is the source of this 483-nucleotide messenger RNA. RefSeq lists its product as uncharacterized. Lineage: Eukaryota; Fungi; Ascomycota; Sordariomycetes; Hypocreales; Clavicipitaceae. The transcript has a single exon. The coding region runs from base 1 to 483 and encodes 160 amino acids. The record is from RefSeq and is a predicted model, not a curated record.